This is a messenger RNA of Cladophialophora psammophila CBS 110553, 708 nucleotides long. RefSeq lists its product as uncharacterized. The transcript is spliced from 3 exons. Bases 1 to 708 code for a protein of 235 amino acids. Lineage: Eukaryota; Fungi; Ascomycota; Eurotiomycetes; Chaetothyriales; Herpotrichiellaceae. The record is from RefSeq and is a predicted model, not a curated record. Gene Ontology annotation, molecular function: glyoxalase III activity.
AUGUCUGUCUCAAAGCCUCGUGUACUCUUCGUCCUAACAUCUCACAGCGCACUGGGCACGUCCGGCAAGCCUACUGGCUGGUAUCUGCCCGAGUUCGCACACCCGUAUCACCAACUGCAAAAGGUCGCGGAUAUCACGGUGGCAUCCCCAGCAGGUGGUGCAGCACCUGUUGACCCGGGCUCGGUCGAAAGCUGGAAGCAGGACGAGGUUUCUAGUCAGUUCUGGGAGAAGCAAUCUGCUCUCUGGAAGAACACAGAGAAGCUCUCAAAUUUCUUGGGCAAGGCCCCAGACUUCGUCGCAAUCUUCUAUGUGGGAGGCCACGGUCCGAUGUACGACCUUGCAACGGAUGCAGACUCGAUCCAGCUCAUUCGAGAAUUCUUUGAAAGCGGCAAAGUUGUCGGCGCCGUCUGCCACGGUUCCGCUGCCCUGGUCAACGUCAAACUCUCGGAUGGCAGCUACCUGGUGGCAGAUGCAGAGGUGACAGGCUUCUCCAACGACGAGGAGGACCAAAUUGGAUUGUCCCAGUUCAUGCCGUUCAUGCUGGAGACGGAGCUUAACAAACUCAGUAAUGGGAAGUAUAUUAAAGCGGACAGGCCUUGGGGCGAGUGUGUCGCCGUGUCGAAGGGUGGACGACUGAUUACCGGCCAGAACCCUAUGAGUGCUACAGCAACAGGCAAUGCACUUGUCAGUGCAAUUAGCAAGCGAUAG